AUGUCAGCCAACAAAACCUCAAGAAUAGGAGAAGAAACACGAGUCGAUAAAGUGAACGCCGAACUGGUCACAUUAACCUACGGCACGAUCGUUGCACAAUUAUGCCAAGACUACGACAGUGAUUACCAGGAGGUCAACAAGCAGUUGGACAAAAUGGGAUACAAUAUCGGAAUGCGCCUCAUUGAAGAUUUCCUGGCCAAGUCGGGUGUCGGGCGAUGCGCCAACUUCAAAGAGACAGCAGAUAUGAUUGCCAAGGUUGGCUUUAAGAUCUUCCUGAACGUCACACCGACAGUCACGAAUUGGGCAAGCGACAACAACCAGUUUUCUCUUAUCUUCGAAGACAACCCUCUAGCAGAUUUUGUGGAGCUUCCCGACGAUGGGCGGGCUCAAGAUGAGCUAUGGUUCUCCAAUAUCCUAUGUGGUGUCCUCCGAGGGUCUCUGGAAAUGGUUCAAAUGCAGAUCGAAGCACACUUUGUUAGCGACGUGCUGCGCGGAGAUGAGACGACUGAGAUGCGGGUUUCGCUUGUACGAUACAUCGAAGAUGAGAUGCCACCGGAAGAAGAGUGA
Penicillium antarcticum is the source of this 567-nucleotide messenger RNA. RefSeq names its product TRAPP complex core subunit BET3. Gene Ontology annotation, biological process: endoplasmic reticulum to Golgi vesicle-mediated transport; intra-Golgi vesicle-mediated transport. Bases 1 to 567 code for a protein of 188 amino acids. Lineage: Eukaryota; Fungi; Ascomycota; Eurotiomycetes; Eurotiales; Aspergillaceae. Gene Ontology annotation, cellular component: cytosol; cis-Golgi network membrane; TRAPP complex. The transcript is spliced from 4 exons. The record is from RefSeq and is a predicted model, not a curated record.